CAACCCCACUCAUUUCCGCAGCAUCCAGCCAGCCAGCCAGCGAGCUACUUGUCUCGCGAGAGAGAGAAAGACAGAGAGAGUUGGAAAUGGGGAGGGCUUCAUGCUGUAACAAGAUUGGGCUGAAGAAGGGGAGGUGGACAGCAGAGGAGGAUCAAAUCUUAAUCAACUAUAUCCAGACCAAUGGGGAAGGCUCCUGGAGGUCAUUACCCAAGAAUGCAGGGUUACUGCGGUGUGGUAAAAGUUGCAGACUAAGAUGGAUUAAUUAUUUGAGAGCCGACUUGAAGAGGGGAAAUAUAUCUGCCCAAGAGGAAGAUAUCAUCAUCAAAUUGCAUGCUUCUCUGGGAAAUAGGUGGUCUUUGAUAGCAAGUCAAUUACCAGGAAGAACGGAUAAUGAAAUCAAGAACUACUGGAACUCUCAUUUGAGUAGGAAAAUUGACACCUUCAGAAGGCCUACUACUACUACUAGUGAUCAAAUGAGUAGCCUACCAGCAGCUGCUAGUAAUAAUAUUCCUUCCAAGCGAAGAGGCGGUAGAACCAGUCGCUGGGCCAUGAAGAAGAGCAAAACAUACACCACUACUCAUUCUACUAAUUAUACCCAACGUCACAACAAGCGACAGAAGGACAUUACAAAUAUUGCUGCUGAUGAUGAUGAGGCGAUUGCCCUGGAGACGAAGACGCCCUUGCCUGGGCCUAAUGAUAAUAUUGAUACUAUGCACCACGAUUACAUGGUAUUAAUGACUGACCCAGUUGCUGAUGAUCAUGAUCAUCAUCCUCAUCACAUGGACGACUGCAGGGUCGACAACCUUGUUAAUCAUGAUCAUGAUCAUCAGCGGCAGGAGGAAGCAGGAGGACUAGCAAUGCCAGCGGUCCUCAUGAGCUCAACUACUACUAUUACUGAGGAGGAGGAGGAGGAGGUGGAGGUGGAGAAGAAGGAGACUCGUGAUCAUGAUGGGCUAUGCCCUGUCAAUAUUGAUCAGUGUCAGAAGGAAAGUCACGAAAUGCUUUUAGGACCACAUCCACAUAACGACGAGAACAAGGACGAUGACUUGGAUGAAUCUGGCGGCAUUGAAUUUGAUGGUGGGUUGUUGGGUACAUUUAAUGAAUUGAUUGACAAUGUUGAGUUACUGCAGAAGGAUCCAAAUUCAAAUGGGGUUUUGACUUUAAGUGACCAUCAACAUGAUCAUGCCAUGGGCGUUACUCAUGAGGUAGAUCAGGUAGAGACUACUACUACUUGUGGUCAUUUGAGCUCGUCAUCAAACGAACAAGUAUGCUUUUCUUCAAUAAUGUCAAUGACUGCUACUUCAAGUAGUUCAGCUUCAGCUUCAGCAGCUGCUGGUAGUUAUUAUUUUGAUAUGGAGGAUGGUCAAGCUGCUGCUGCUGCAAAUGGAAAUGAUCGUGAUCAUAACAAUCAUAUAUUAUGGGAUUGGGAGAGUGUUGUCGAAGCAGGGCAUGAGUUAUGGGAUCAUGAUGAUGAUAAAGAAAAUAUGCUUUCUUGGUUGUGGGAGGAGGGUACUUGUUCUUCUUCUACUACUAGUAAUACUACUGCUGCUGCUGCUGCUGCUUCUACCAUUGAUCGUCAUCUUAACUGGGAAGGAGACACUACCACUGAUGAUACAUCGAUGAUGAGAAAGGCCGUGGACCCUGACAAACAAAAUGCGAUGGUGGCUUGGCUUCUGUCUUGAAAUUCAUUUACUUGUUAUAUAUUGUAUCGCCCCUUUUCUUCAUUUUGUUCAUUUCAUUUCGUGAUAGACGUACGUUGAAAGUUAAUACACUCCUAGUUAGUUAGUUUAGUUUAUACUUAAUAAUUACUCGUUUUCUUUUUUCAAUUAAUGUUUGCACAAAUGGCAACUGAAAUCUUUAAGUUUUGUACAAUUGCCAUCUAGAUUGAAUUACACUAAUGUUAUUUAGACACAUUUAAUUGACAACAUUAACUUACCACCUGAUGUGGUAGCUAAUGUGGGUAUGACACCUCAAUUAAUGAAAGAUGACGUGGAUUUUUUUUUUCUUUUUUCUCUUUUAAAAAAAAUAAUAUUUUACAAUAAAAUAUUCUUCCAAAAGAGAAGCACGAGAACC
Messenger RNA from Prunus persica (peach), 2073 nucleotides. Its product is annotated as transcription factor MYB29. The record is from RefSeq and is a predicted model, not a curated record. NCBI's taxonomy places the organism in Eukaryota, Viridiplantae, Streptophyta, Magnoliopsida, Rosales, Rosaceae. The coding region runs from base 87 to 1682 and encodes 531 amino acids. The transcript is spliced from 3 exons.